This is a messenger RNA of Mollisia scopiformis, 2072 nucleotides long. Its product is annotated as amidase signature enzyme. The transcript is spliced from 4 exons. Lineage: Eukaryota; Fungi; Ascomycota; Leotiomycetes; Helotiales; Mollisiaceae. The record is from RefSeq and is a predicted model, not a curated record. The coding region runs from base 154 to 1845 and encodes 563 amino acids.
CAAAGGCGUUCGUUCGUUGAAGCUUGACGAAAAAGAACUCACUUUAAAGCCUUCACUUUCCGAGCUGCACUUCGCUCCCCUUUUCUGUUUUGUCUUUUCUGAUUAAAUCUUCAUAAUCUGGAGCAUUUUCGGUCAUUAUUUCGGCUCCUCAAGAUGGUUUAUCCCUUUGAUUAUUUCCAGCAUCGUCGAGAUUGCAAAUUCAAGCAAACGGAACGUGCACAACGGAUACAAACUCUCACAAGCUACCAUGGCGCAUUCACAACACCUGAACGACAAAUUCUUGCAAAGCCAAUUAAGGAAUUGGUGCAAGAUGUUCACAAGCAGGUCAUCCAGCCUAUCGAUAUUCUGCGUACCUAUGGGAAAGCGGCACUGAAAGCACACGAGAAGACGAAUGCUGUGACGGAAGUCAUGAUUGAUGCUGCAGAAGUCUGGACGAAAGAUGGAAGCAUUAACUUUAAAGGACCACUUGCCGGGAUCCCAAUCAGUUUGAAAGACUCGAUUGUGGUUGGCGGAUUCGAUACCACGGUGGGAUAUAGUUGCAACGUUGGCAACAAGGGAGAGAAGGAUGGAACCAUGGUCCGGAUACUGAAGGAUGCUGGUGCGAUUCCUUAUGUCAAAACUAACUUGCCCGUUACAUUGCUCAGUUUUGAAUCCACGAACGAUGUCUGGGGUCGCUGCACGAAUCCGCAUAACAACAAGUAUUCGCCGGGAGGAUCAACAGGUGGUGAAGCUGCAUUGAUGGCUGCUGGUGGCGGAAGAAUUGGAAUUGGUUCAGAUGUUGCUGGCAGUGUCCGGGCCCCGGCUCAUUUCUCUGGUAUUUACAGCUUGAGGUGCUCAACAGGACGAUGGCCAAAGAAUGGUAUGGUUACUAGUAUGCCUGGGCAGGAAGGCAUCCCGAGCGUAUUCAGUCCAAUGACGAGGACCUUGGGGGAUCUUUCGUACUUCACGAAGUCGAUGAUCAGUAUGAAGCCUUGGAAGUACGACCACUCUGUCCAUCCAAUACCUUGGAGACCAGAUGUGGUGAAGGAGUACGAAGAGAAGAAGACGCUCAGAAUCGGUGUAUUGAGGACUGAUGGGGUAGUCGAUCCUAGUCCUGCCUGUGCCAGAGCUGUUGAUGAAGUUGUCACAGCUUUAAAGAAAGAAGGCCACGAGGUGGUUGACGUGGAACCACCAUCUCCUUAUGAAGCACUAUACAUUGCUUCCCAACUUCUCAAUGCAGAUGGCUGCAAGACUUUCAAGUCAUUCUUUAGAGCGGGAGAGUGGGAGGACCCUGGUGCGAAACAGAUGAGCUGGCUCAUGUCUCUGCCCAGCCCUAUCAAGUACGUCUAUUAUCUCUGGGUCAAAUAUAUUCGGAGAGAUGAGGUAUGGGCUGGGCUCAUCAAAGACUGGAAGCCGAAGUCUGCUUACGAACAAUGGAAAUUUGUUACAAAGAGGGAAGCAUACAAGGCAAAGUUUCAUGAUUGGUGGGAGCAAGAAGCAAAGAUCGAUAUUAUGAUCACGCCUCCGAAUGCUACUCCUGCUGUACCUCAUGAUGGUAUGAAAGAUGCCGUAAGUAGCUGUGGCUACACCUUCCUCUUUAACCUUCUCGACUAUACAUGUGGGAUCAUGCCAAUCACACACGUCGACAAAACACUUGAUCAACUUCCUUCGGAAUUUGACUUCAAGAAGUUAAAUGGCGUAGCUCAAGGAGCAUACAAGCUGUACGAUGCGAUAGCUAUGCAUGGGCUUCCGGUCGCGGUACAGGUAGUGGGGCAACGCUUAGAAGAGGAGAAAAUCCUAGCUGUCAUGCAGAGGAUAGAGGAUGCACUGGGCGAUGACAAAUAUCAAUUGAUGGAGAUCGAUUAAGGAAAUAUGCAAAGCUGGGGCGUAUGGGACACAAGUAGGUCUCAUAGCAAAAGUCGUUUUUAGAUAAUGCCUAAGGAGUCCUGGCUCUCUCAUUACGUGUGAAAUGCCUUCCCCCUAUCUCGCUUCUUGCCAACCUAGUUUGGGGGUAUCUGAUGUCCAAUCACUUUCAGCCGAUUGCGGAAGGGGUUAUAUCACCCACGUUUCCGGACUUAUCUUGCAUCGUCAAG